AGUCCUCAUCGCUCGGAGCUUCUUUUUGGCCCACCGACACUCAGACAGCACGCAUAGACAACGCUCGGCGCCUUGGAAUUCUUCUCUUCGCACCUUUGAAGACAGUGCACGAGUAAUCAACUCAGGAAGUUACAAUUGCAGACGUUCACACUUGGCAUCAAUACAGUCCACUAUUCCAAGUCACGAUGAAAACGUUUGUUACUUUCGGUGUUCUACUUUUCUGCGUCGCGGCCAGCCUGGCACAGGAGGAGACGACGGACGAGUGCAACAACUACCAGGAGUUAAGCGACGCCUGGAGGAGCGUCCUGAAUCACAAGCCGGAGGCGGGGUGGGAUGACGUCAUUUGUGACGGUAACGACACGGCGGUGGGGGUGGACGAGGGGUGGUACCGCUUCACGGGGGAGGCCGGGGACAGGAUGCCCGUGCAGGCCCCCACCAUGUACCGCUGCGGCGCGCACGCAGGCGUCUUCCUGAACGGACAACACCCCUUCAUCGAGGAGGGCAUCGUCACCCGUCAGGCAUGCGCACACUUCUCCGACAACCACUGCUACUGGAGCUGGGACAUCAAGGUUCGCGCAUGCCCAGACGGGUAUUACGUGUACAAGCUGCCCAAGCCUGUAACGUGUAAGCUAGCGUACUGCGGCACAACCGUGGAUAUAGAAAUCCCUGAAGAACCUCAGCAAAAACACGUGCCAGAUUUGUAACUUGUAAGGUUCAUAUAGGUGAUAAAACAUAGAUAAUAGAGGUACAUUUCCUGUGUCUUAGUGCUAUAGGGAAAAAAGCUACGUAUACAAGCUUUGGUAAUGAAGGUUUAUUUUCUCUGUGUCUUGGGGGGAUAAUAAAGAGACAAGAAUAGUUGAUGGAGAUUUAUUUUCUGUGUUUUGUAGGAAUGCUAUUGGAUAAAGCAUCAUAGACAUGGUUAUUAAAGGUGGACCAGGUAUAUUUUCUAUGUGUCUUGACAUACUAUAGAAAAGUACGCACAUCUACUAGAAGUAUACUUUCUACGUGUCUUGUAGGAAUGAUAUAUAGAAACAAAAAUUAAAGAUGGAGGUAUAUUUUCUAUGUGUCUUGUAGGAAUGAUAUUGGAGAACUAACAUAGUUAUUGGAGGUACAUUUUCUAUGUCUUGUAAGAAUAAUAAUUAUAGUUAAUACAGAGAAAUAUUUUAGACUCUUAACUAUCUAGAUUCUGGACAGUAAAUUGUAUCAAUUAUCACAAUUGUCUGGCGCUCAUCAAUUGUAUGGAUAGAAUCGAAACUUUCAUCAAUAAAAGUCUUUGAGAGGAAGGCAA
Molecule: messenger RNA, 1288 nt
Organism: Branchiostoma floridae (Florida lancelet)
Lineage: Eukaryota; Metazoa; Chordata; Leptocardii; Amphioxiformes; Branchiostomatidae
Product: oncoprotein-induced transcript 3 protein-like
Exons: 3
Coding region: 186-704 (172 amino acids)
Source: RefSeq, a predicted model, not a curated record